This is a messenger RNA of Paecilomyces variotii, 1770 nucleotides long. Its product is annotated as GPI mannosyltransferase. The transcript has 3 exons. Gene Ontology annotation, molecular function: alpha-1,4-mannosyltransferase activity; GPI mannosyltransferase activity. Lineage: Eukaryota; Fungi; Ascomycota; Eurotiomycetes; Eurotiales; Thermoascaceae. Gene Ontology annotation, biological process: GPI anchor biosynthetic process. Gene Ontology annotation, cellular component: membrane; glycosylphosphatidylinositol-mannosyltransferase I complex. The record is from RefSeq and is a predicted model, not a curated record. Bases 274 to 1665 code for a protein of 463 amino acids.
CGAUUUGAAUUGCUAUGGGAUUAGAGCACUUCUAGGCAGAUUGUUCUGCUAUUUUUCUAGUUGACUUCCUUUUUUGUAUUUAUUUGAUUCUUCAGGAAGGCCCAAGUUGUUGCCCGUCAGCGACCAUCGAGCCGGUUAUCUGUUUCUCGCGUUUUCUGUCCGCCUCUGAGGAAGCUCAUAAAAUACCUCUAUUUGUGUCUGCUUUUUCUUUUUAUAUUGCCAUUCCCCGUGCUCAAAUGAUUGCAUGGCCGAAUUCUGCUCGUCUGGUCUAACAUGCAUUCGCUCUUCUCUUCCCCAGGCCUCAUCUUUUCUGCCGCAGGGGCGCUACGCGUCGUCCUCCUUUUCUAUGGCCUCUAUCAAGAUGCCCACUCUGCCAUGAAAUAUACAGACAUUGACUACAUGGUCUUUACUGAUGCGGCGCGCUUCGUCUCCCGCGGUGCAUCACCCUAUGUCAGGGACACGUACCGCUAUACGCCUCUUCUGGCAUGGAUGCUUUUGCCCACCGCAUGGAAUGGGUGGUUUUCCUUCGGAAAGGUUCUAUUCGCCAUUGCGGAUAUGGUCGCUGGCUGGUUACUCGUUCGUGUUUUGAGAGAUCAAAUGGGCAUCAGCGGUCCUCGAGCGCUCAAAUAUGCUAGCAUCUGGUUGCUCAACCCGAUGGUGGCGACGAUCAGCACUCGUGGUAGCUCAGAGGGAUUACUGGGCGUCAUGGUCGUCGCGUUGCUGUGGGCUGUCUUGCAGAGGAGAGUCACCCUAGCUGGAGUUUUGCUCGGCCUGGGAGUACAUUUCAAGAUCUACCCUUUUAUUUACGGGCCUUCCAUCCUUUGGUGGUUGGAUGCCGACAAAGACCACGAAACUCGGGACAAGAAGACUUCGCAAGGAGUCAUAUCUUAUAUCUUGAGUCUCGCAACUCCUGACCGCAUCACAAUUACCUUUGCGGCACUAUCGACCUUCUCCGCUCUCAAUCUGUCAAUGUACAUCCUCUACGGACUUCCCUUUAUGCAACACACCUACCUCCACCAUCUCACUCGCAUUGAUCACCGACACAACUUCUCGCCUUAUAACAUCCUCCUUUAUCUCUCCGCAGCUGGAAACUCCGGCGUUGGUUUCGAGUCGAUCGCCUUCAUUCCACAAUUAACCCUCUCCGCGGUAGCUAUACCGCUUGCUCUGGCCAGGCGAAGUUUACCGGGUGCAAUGCUUGCGCAGACUUUUGCGUUCGUGGCGUUUAAUAAAGUCUGCACCAGUCAGUACUUUUUGUGGUACUUGAUCUUCCUACCACUAUACCUUCCGAAUUCAUCAUUGAUCAAGAGGCCGUACCUGGGCAUUUCAGCUGGGCUCUUAUGGGUUGUUGCUCAGGCUCUGUGGCUCUAUGAAGGCUUCCAGCUCGAGUUCUUAGGCAUCUCCAGUUUCGUACCUGGGCUUUGGCUGUCGUCGCUCUUCUUCUUUGCUGUGAAUAUCUGGAUUCUGGGAAUAAUCAUCGCAGAUGUGGGUUCUCUUCCGCAGGACACCGGCAAACGCGGCGCAGUUGCCACUACCAGGGAAGAUGGGCAGAGGUCGGAAGUAACAGGCCGUGUCACUUCUGCAGAGAAAUUUGAUGAGAAGAAAAGAAGGAAUAUCGAGGCUUACAUGAACGAUCUGAAAGCGCUGGGUGAUGGAGGAGCCGAAUAGCAGUACUUGAUAGAUCCGAAAAAAGCACAGUACUAUCGCCAGCGGUCAAGGUUGGCAAAACCCAGAUCAUAAAAGCAGAAAUAACCGCAGCAAAAAAAAAGACAG